UAUAUAAAUCCUACUUUAGUUCUUCAAACUCUUUUAAUCAAUUGGAUUGGAUUUCAGAUCUUUCUUUCUCGAAGCAGCAAAGCCCUACCCCAAACCCUAACCCUAAUUUCACGCUUCUCUUCACUUUUCGUCCCUCUUCCUCCGUUUUUCUUUUGAUUCUUUUUCAAAUUGUUGAUUGAUUAUUGCUGGAUUUGGGGUUAUUUGCUGCUAAGGGUUUUUCCUCUUUCACAUAUAAAAGAUGCACUUCCGGCCAUCAUUUUACCAUAAUGCAGUUUUUGAGUUGGAAAUUGAUUUUAAAUGGACACCAAGCGGUUCAUGCAGCUUGUUGAGGAGAAAAAGAAGAAAAUAAUGGAGAGAAAGGAAGCUCCUUUGAAGUGGGAGCAGAAGCUGGAAGCUGCUGCCAAGGCAAAGGCCGAUGCUGAAGCUAAAGAGAAGAAGUUGAAGACUGCAAAACAUAAAAAAAGAUCAGGCUCUGAUACUGAUAGUGAUCGUGACUCUGAUGAUGAGAGGAAAAGGGCUAGUAAAAGAUCUCAUAGGAAGCACAGGAAGCAUUCUCACAUUGACUCUGGCGAUCAUGAAAAAAGGAAAGAAAAAAGUUCCAAGUGGAAGACAAAGAAGCGGUCUUCAGAGUCUAGUGAUUUUAGUAGUGAUGAAUCUGAAAGUAGCUCUGAGGAGGAGAAGAGGAGAAAGAAGAAGCAAAGGAAGAAGAUUCGAGAUCAAGAUUCGAGAUCAAAUUCCAGUGGUUCUGAUUCUUAUGCUGAUGAAGUCAACAAGAGAAAAAGGCGGCACAGGCGUCGGCGUCCAUCAAAAUUUAGUGAUUCUGAUUUCUAUAGUGACGAAGGGGAAUGUUCAGAUCGGAAGAGAGGUCAUGGAAAGCAUCACAAACGCCACCGCCACUCGGAAUCUAGUGAAUCUGAUUUGUCAAGUGAUGAAAGUGAUGAUAUUCACAGGAAGAGAAGCCACAGAAGGCACCAUAAGCAUCAUAGGAGAUCACAUAAUACAGAGGUUAGGUCAUCUGAUUCUGAUUAUCAUGGUCAUGGUGGAAGAAGCCGAUCAUCAGAGAAGUCCUUGGACGAAAAUUCUGAAGAAGAAAGCAAAAAAUCAUUACAUAAACGCUCUGGACAUCACCACCAUCACCGCCGCCGUCAUUGUAACAAACAUGAACACCACUUGGAUGACGAGAGAAAUCACUCACUCCACCUCUCACCAAAAGCCAAUGGAAAGCAUGAGGAGGAAUUAGCUAAGAUUGGAACUUAAAAAAAAAAAGAUGGUGGUCAUCAUGAAGGAAAAGGCAUGCCUGAGAAUAUUGAUGGUCGAAUUGCUUGAUUUAUAAGAAUAUGUUAUCCUGUCGAAGAAAUAGAACAUGUUCUGUAACAUUUUAUCAUUGUUCUUCACCAGAUUUAGCUGUGUGUCUAUCCAUUACUUUACUUGAUCCAAAGUUGGUGAACAAUUUUCAUCAUUGAUGUGUGACGUUAUGUGUCAACAGUAUUAUUGAUUAUGGAAACUGAUCUUGACUUUUAUUGUU
This is a messenger RNA of Medicago truncatula (barrel medic), 1525 nucleotides long. Its product is annotated as sarcoplasmic reticulum histidine-rich calcium-binding protein. Bases 298 to 1257 code for a protein of 319 amino acids. The transcript is spliced from 3 exons. The record is from RefSeq and is a predicted model, not a curated record. NCBI's taxonomy places the organism in Eukaryota, Viridiplantae, Streptophyta, Magnoliopsida, Fabales, Fabaceae.